Messenger RNA from Quercus robur (English oak), 1956 nucleotides. RefSeq lists its product as uncharacterized. NCBI's taxonomy places the organism in Eukaryota, Viridiplantae, Streptophyta, Magnoliopsida, Fagales, Fagaceae. The record is from RefSeq and is a predicted model, not a curated record. The transcript has 2 exons. Bases 1 to 1956 code for a protein of 651 amino acids.
AUGGAGGAAGUGGGUCCACAUCACCACGCGGCGGGACCGCAUCAGGAGGAUGCCAACCUGCACCAGGCAGAGUCAAGGGGCUCCCCGCAUGGUGAUCCCCGAAGGAGUCCCGAACGGAGAGAAGGCCAUGAGGGGAGUGUACGUACAACUCAUACCACCAGAAGCCACUCUCGUGGGAAGAGUCACGUCUCCCACGCAAAGCAUGAUGGGAAUCUGCAACGUGAGAUUGCCGAUUUGAAGAGAGAGUUACGCCAUGCACGGCGGGAGCGCUCCCCACCUUGCUCUGAACCAUCAUCUGAGGAGUCGGAUGGGGCUAGUUAUAGGCAGAGAUCGAGGACUCCACCAAGCAAGACUUUCUCCUAUAAGGAGGAGCAUCACCAUCGACGUAAGCGUAGAAGUUCACCUAGUAGAGGCUUGGGUAACGAUGCCAUGAACAAGGCCUUGAGUCAAAUUUCCAAGUCACCCUUUACGAAAAACAUAGACGAUGCGAUUCAUCCUCGGCGAUUCCAUCAGCCUACGUUCUCUCUGUAUGAUGGCCAUUCAGACUCAGUAGAACAUGUAAGCUAUUUCAGCCAGAAGAUGACCAUCUACUCCAGAGACAAGACUUUGAUGUGCAAAGUUUUUCCAUCGAGUUUGGGUCCGACGGAGAUGAGGUGGUUCAAUGGCUUAAGGGCCAAUUCUGUGGGAUCUUUCAAAACACUGACUCGGGCUUUUGGUGCUCGCUUUAUCACAUGCAGCAGGACUCCUCGGCCUUUGGGAUCUUUGCUGGCUCUGUCUAUGCGAGAGGGCGAGACUCUCAAGAAUUACUGGGACAGGUACUGGGAAAUGUUUAAUGAAAUAGAAGGAAAGAACGAUGGUGUGGCCAUAACCACUUUCAAAGCUGGCCUCCCAGCUGAUCACGAUUUGAGGAAAUCCCUGACGGGUAAACCUGUUACCAGUGUGCACCAACUGAUGGACAGGAUAGAUAAGUACAGAAGAGUAGAGGAGGAUCAACUUCAGGGAAAAGGGAAGGCCAAGGUGAUCCCUCAGGAGAGGAAGGAUUUCAGGUCGGACCGUUAUAAUAGCAGCCGACCCCGGAGGGAUUUAGUUAGGCAGUCGGGUUCGGCGGACGCCCAGGUGGUUAAUGCAAUAUUUCGAGAGCCAGUGCAGCAAGAUCAUAGGCACACGACGGAUAACUGCAGGAAUUUAUGGGACCACUUGGAACAGUUGGUCCGUGAAGGGAAAUUAAAACAACUCUUGCACCACUCCAGUGGAAGGGCGAGCCAAGCAGGUUCAGAGGUGCGUGGGGACGCUUCAUCAAGACUCCCUUUGGGUACGAUUAACAUUAUCUUUGCGGCCCUAGGAAGGACUGGAUCUUGCCCCUCUAGGGUAUUGUCCGUGUUCCGAUCCCCGGCCGAGGAUCAUUCCCAAGCGUUGAAGAGAGCCAGGGUGCGUGUCCCCCUGAUUCUGGGCUUUUCAGAUGAGGACAUGGUUGGGACCAUACAGCCCCAUGAGGAUGCUUUGGUGGUAACGUUGAGAAUUGGCGAGUACGAUGUCAGAAAGGUGAUGGUUGAUCAGGGUAGCGCUGUGGAUGUAAUGCAUCCAGACUUGUACAAGGGGCUGGGUAUGAAGCCAGAGGACUUAACAGCCUAUAGCUCUCCUCUGGUAAAUUUUGAGGGAAGGAUGGUCACUCCUAAAGGGCUGAUCAGGCUGCCUGUGCAAGCAGGUACGGAUGUGGUCGAGGUGGACUUUAUUGUCGUAGAUGUUUUUUCUCCGUACACGGCUAUUAUGGGCAGACCUUGGCUUCACACCCUUAAAGCGGUCUCGUCUACUCUGCAUCAGAAGGUAAAGUACCCAUCCGAAGACCAAGUGUUGGAAAUAGUAGGGAGUCAGGCGGCUACUCGGCAGUGCCUAGUAGCGGCUAUACAGCAUCGGCCAGAAGCAAAAACCUCGGCUACGGCCGACAAUGAGUUAUAG